Messenger RNA from Photinus pyralis (common eastern firefly), 1285 nucleotides. RefSeq names its product store-operated calcium entry regulator STIMATE-like. The record is from RefSeq and is a predicted model, not a curated record. Gene Ontology annotation, cellular component: membrane. The transcript has 5 exons. Bases 299 to 1102 code for a protein of 267 amino acids. Lineage: Eukaryota; Metazoa; Arthropoda; Insecta; Coleoptera; Lampyridae.
UGCAACAAUUGUGAAGGCCGCGCAAACUCACUGUCCCACAAAAAUAAUAAUUUAAUUUAUUGCUUAUCUUCGCCGUAUUUCCUUUUUCCAGGAAAGUUGUUAAUCUGUUACACGCUCACGUAAUAAGUGCAUCCAAAUUACGUCUGAUCAACCAGUGAAUCAUUUUCGUUCCUCCUGAAAAGCGCGUUAGUGAUGUUAAAUACACAAGUGUGGGAAAACAUAAAACGUUGUGCGAAAAACAUCGUAUAGCACUUGUUUAAAUGGUGCUACUGAAUUUUCUUCAAAAAAACAUUGUGGUAUGAAUUCCUCAAUUAACCUUCACAAACCUACUGGGGGGUUUCACUGCAACAAGAAUGCCUUAAUUGACGAUUUCGGUUGGUUCCUGCAGAUUUUGUUGGCGAGCUUAGCAUUCACUUGUCUCAUCGCGAAACGAUUUUGUGAACCAAAAAAUGAACGAAGAUCAUGGCUCAUUUGGUUUUACGAUACAUCGAAACAGGGUAUGGGUGCCAUAGCGAUACACUUGGCGAAUGUCUGGCUUGCGGGACAAUACACCGGCGAUCCGUGUACGUGGUAUAUUAUCAACUUUCUGCUAGACUCCUCGCUGGGUCUUUUCAUUAUAUUCAUAGGAAUUCGCUUGAGUCAACACUUAUCGAAACGAGACGGAUGGGAAGCGAUCAAUUUUGGGGAAUAUGGUAAUCCGCCGUCGGUCAACGCGUGGUUGGCCCAAUGCUGUUUAUACAUAGGAUUAAUGGUUAUCGUUAAAACGUGCAUAACGCUAUUAAUGCAACUGAACUUUUGGGAAAGUGUGAGAGAUUUAAUUUUACCGCCGAUAGAUAAUCCGAAAAUCGAACUUGCCUUCGUAAUGCUCAUUAUUCCAUUUUUCGUAAAUAUAUUAAUGUUUUGGGUGACCGAUAAUUUCUUGAUGCAUAGAAAUUCCAAUUUAGCCCAUCGAACACACACGGAUGACAACUGUUCGUGCAAAGGUGGUCCACAAUACAGAACUAUAAACGAUUAUAGAAGAGUUAGUUGUUCAGAGAAUGAUGGCCUUUUGAUGGAUGAUGAGUUACUUGAUUCUGAGGACUCGCCUCAUGCGUCUGCGUAAAAUCACGUGAUCUUAAAUUUUAUCGUCCAGUUACAUAUGUGCUUAUUGUUGUGAUAGAUCAUUUAGUUUUAGUUUAUAAACUCUUUAUCCUUAAUGCAUUGCCUUUUUGAUGAAAAUAUAUAUGGAGUUAAGGUAAGAAAAACACAGUGAGUAGUUCUAAGACGAAGACAAAGAUGACAUAAG